AGAGAGAGAAAAAAGAAAGGACGCUGAAUCAGUGUUCGAAAGCAACAGUUGAACUAAUCCAAGAUUUGAUCUUAUCAGUACACUGAAAGUGGUGCCGACAUGAACAAUAACCAGACACCAGGUCCCCAGUGUGUGAACCAUGGGUUUCAACAAGGGGAGGGAAGACCCCCUCCAUACGCCUCAUCCCCAAGGAUGCACAAUGUCCCCCCCUCUAUUUGUCCUAAGUACGCUCCCCAGUACGCUCCCAAGACCAUCAAUACCCACCACACGGUCACCCCUGGACUACCACGCCCAGUCCCAGAACAAAAAGUGGUGAAGAAAAGUCACUGUAAAUGUAUUGUGGCCUCUAUCCUCAGUGUCUUAGUUUUCCUCGGGGCAACAGGAGCGUUGGUUUGGUAUUUCUUGUCCAACCAGGGUGUGUUGGGGAGGUCCUGUAGGCAGGGAGGUGUGUAUCUGAGUGCAUCCAAGUGGUGUGAUGGCAUCACAGACUGUCCAGGAAGAGAGGACGAGACACAGUGCCUGCGCCUCUAUGGGUCGGGUUCUGUGCUGCAAAGUUACUCAUCAGACAGUCAGACGUGGAAGCCAGUGUGUGCUGAUGACUGGAAUGACAACUUUGGCAGGGCCACCUGCAAAAAGAUGGGAUACAGCAGUGGAUCCUAUGUUCGGUCCUCACAAAGAAACCCAGGCUCCUUGGCUUCUGAGGGCUAUUUGAAGCUGUCUAGUUUUGACCCCCAAUCCCUUCUACAGAGGCAGUUAACUAGAAGUCCCUACUGCGCAGCACAAGCAGUCUCCCUGCAGUGUAUUGACUGUGGUGUCAGUAUAGCAGCUCCUUGGAGCCGAAUCGUAGGGGGGGACAUAGCAGUUAGCGGGGCCUGGCCAUGGCAGGUCAGUCUGCACGCCAGGGGCCAGCACCUGUGUGGAGGCUCCAUCAUCAGCCCUGAGUGGAUCCUCACUGCCGCCCACUGCGUGGAAACGCUAUCAGGGCCCAGUCAGUGGACGGUGUAUGCUGGCUAUCUGGCCUUGACCCAGAUGGAUUUGGCCGCUGGGAAUUCAGUGGGACACAUCAUCUCUCAUGAAAAGUACGACAAGCAGACUAGUGAUAAUGACAUCGCUCUUAUGAAACUCAGCAUACCCCUCACUAUGUCAAAUACGGUGAGACCAGUCUGUCUGCCCAAUGUCGGUGUGAAUCUGACUCCCCAGCGAGAAGCCUGGAUCUCUGGAUGGGGGUCCAUUAGGAGUGGUGGGUCAUCGUCGGGAUACCUGCGUCAGGCCCAGAUCACCAUGUACAGCAGAGAGACAUGUAAUGCAUCGUUGGUGUAUAAUGGACUUGUAACCGCCUCUAUGAUCUGUGCUGGGACACUGGCAGGAGGAGUGGACUCAUGUCAGGGGGACAGUGGAGGACCAAUGGUGGCCAAGGAGGGUUCAGUAUGGUGGCUGGUAGGGGACACUAGCUGGGGUAUAGGUUGUGCCCUGAGGAACAAACCAGGAAUCUACGGCAAUGUCACCCACUUCCUCCCCUGGAUAUAUGAACAAAUGCAGAAAAAUUGAUGGAGAUGCCGAUGAAGACGCACCCUGUCGCUUAUCAAAUUCACCUGUCUGAAAUAAAGCUUUUGAAUACAUGUACACUGCUUUCAGAUAUUUUUUGGUGCCUGUUGACUUAUAUUUAAGAUUUCAGGGAAUAUCCAUUUCACAUUUUUUUAUUAAGAUAUUUGUAUCACGUUGAGGGAAAGUAUGCAGGAAUUGUCAUUUUGAAAGGGAGUACUGUACGCUGCAUACAUGCAUACAUACAUACAUACAUGCAGCAUACAUGUUUUGGUCAUACCUUUGUUUUACAUGAUCAGAACCUUUUCUAAUUGUUAUGAACCUGUGUAUGAUAAUAUCAAGUAUUAAUUGACAAAAAAUAAAGUGUUACGUUUUUAUGUACAUAAAA
This is a messenger RNA of Salmo salar (Atlantic salmon), 1930 nucleotides long. It is a transcript of the gene tmps2, whose product is annotated as Transmembrane protease, serine 2. Gene Ontology annotation, molecular function: protein binding; serine-type endopeptidase activity. The record is from RefSeq and is marked provisional. Gene Ontology annotation, cellular component: membrane. Gene Ontology annotation, biological process: proteolysis. Lineage: Eukaryota; Metazoa; Chordata; Actinopteri; Salmoniformes; Salmonidae.